CUAUUCCUAUUCCUUCAUCUUAUAAACAGGCCAUGGAGAAUGAUUGUUGGCAGAAAGCUAUUGAAACAGAACUCCUUGCCCUGGAAGAAAAUCAAACUUGGGAUAUAGUGCCAUGUCCCUCAUCGGUUAAACCUUUAGGCAGCAAGUUUGUGUUCUCCAUAAAGAUGCGUUCAGAUGGAUCCAUAGAUCGAUACAAGGCUCGUUUAGUUGUGCUUGGAAAUAAGCAAGAGUAUGGACUUGACUAUGAGGAGACGUUUGCUCCGGUUGCCAAGAUGACAACCGUACGCACUAUUCUUGCUAUUGUUGCGUCACAAGCUUGGCCACUACAUCAAAUGGAUGUUAAAAAUGCAUUCCUCCACGGUGAUCUUUAGGAGGAAGUUUACAUCAAACUUCCUAAUGGUAUGCCUACACCUUCACCUAAUACUGUUUGCAAACUAAAACGCUCUUUAUAUGGAUUGAAACAGGCACCAAGAGUUUGGUUUGAAAAGUUUCGAUCGACACUACUUGGUUUUGAAUUCAAUCAAAGUCAGUAUGAUCCAUCUCUUUUCCUACAAAGGACUCCUAGAGGCAUAAUGGUGCUUCUUGUUUGUGUGGAUGACAUUGUCGUGACAGGUUCUGAUCAAGAUGUUAUUUCUAGAAUCAAACACUUGUUGCAUUCAACUUUUAAAAUGAAAGAGUUAGGCUAUCUCACUUAUUUCUUGGGUUUGGAGGUGCAUUAUCAUCAUGAUGGUGUUUUUCUAAAUCAACAAAAGUAUAUUCAAGACUUGGUCCAACUAGCUGGACUCACAAAUGCAACCCCUGUAGACACUCACAUGGAAGUUAAUGUUAAAUAUAGAAGAGAUGAAGGUGACCUUCUUGAUGAUCCCACUCAAUAUCGCAAAUUGGUAGGAAGUCUUAUCUAUGUAACUAUCACUCGCCCAGAUAUUUCUUUCGAUGUACACACAGUUAGUAAGUUCAUGCAAGCUCCACGACAUUUCCAUCUUUCAGUAGUACAACGAAUCAUUAGAUACCUCCUUGGCACCCCAAAGCGUGGUUUAUUUUUUCCUGUUGAUUCAUCAAUCAAACUCCAAGCAUAUAGUGAUGCUGAUUGGGCUGGAUGUCCAGAUACAAGAAAAUCUACUACUGGCUGGUGUAUGUUCCUAGGGAAUGCUCCUAUUUCAUGGAAAUGUAAGAAACAAGAUCCAGUCUCAAAGUCGUCCACUGAAGCAGAAUAUCGCGCAAUGUUUGCCGCUUGUUCUGAAAUAAUAUGGUUGCGUGGUCUUCUUACUGAGCUUGGAUUCUCUCAACAACAACCAACUCCUCUUCAUGCUGACAAUACCAGUGCCAUUCAGAUUGCAGCAAAUCCAGUUUACCAUGAGCGGACGAAACACAUUGAAGUUGAUUGUCACUCUAUUCGGGAAGCCCAUGAUAGAAGAGUCAUCAACCUACCACAUGUCUCAACAUCUGUUCAAAUAGCUGACAUUUUCACUAAAACCUUGACACGUCAACAACACAAUUUUCUGCUUGGCAAAUUGAUGCUCGUAGAUUUACCAGCAUCAAUUUGA
This is a messenger RNA of Lathyrus oleraceus (garden pea), 1544 nucleotides long. RefSeq lists its product as uncharacterized. The transcript has a single exon. Bases 402 to 1544 code for a protein of 380 amino acids. Lineage: Eukaryota; Viridiplantae; Streptophyta; Magnoliopsida; Fabales; Fabaceae. The record is from RefSeq and is a predicted model, not a curated record.